Messenger RNA from Oikopleura dioica, 675 nucleotides. Lineage: Eukaryota; Metazoa; Chordata; Appendicularia; Copelata; Oikopleuridae. The record is from the annotation of a GenBank genome assembly.
AUGCCAAAACCCACCCUUACGGACGAGAUGAAGAAAAUCAUCCGCGAUAAGUACGACUCCACGGAACCAAAGAUGAAAACAGCCGAUCUUUGCGAGUGGGCGGAAAGGGAACUCGGCAAGCCGAUCUCUGCUGCAGUUUGCAACAAUAUCAAAAAGACGUCGAAGCGAAAUAAGCUUGAGAAUCCGAAACGAGCCGCUUUCGAAAGCUUUGUCGCUUUUCAAGCCAAAGUUCUCUUCAAUACUGCACGAAAUCGCACAUCGAGAGCAUCCAUUAUUGAAAUCGCUCAGUAUUGCAGGGAGCUCGAGUUCUUUGACAAGAAGAGUAUUCCUGCGUUCACUCCAUCCUGGUAUUCGAAUCUCCGUGAUUCAUACGGUCUGCCGAAGAAUACUCGGCCUCUUCAAUACGCAUGGAGGCCAAUUGUUCGAACUGCUGCCGAGAGACGCGAAAGAGAUAGACUAGACCAGAUGCGUGCUGAAUUCAGGGUCCGACCCAAAGUGCUCACUCCUUACAGCUGGAAAUUCAUCGACGACUGCUUUCUCUACAACUGGCUCAGCCGUAGCCACAAGGAACUCGAUUAUGACACUAUCCCGGCUGACCGCCCUAAAAUGCCCGUACUCCAGGUCUACAAGAUGCCCAACGAGGCAAAAUCUCCCGACUUCGAAGAGAUCCAGUAA